AUGAACAUUAUUUUUUACCUUUUCUUUUUGAUUAUAUUUUUCCAAGAAAUUAAUGUUUCAUGUAACGGAAAUGUGAAGAAGAUUAAGUCUAGUUUGAAAAGUGGUACAACUAAUAAUGAUUCACCUGUACAAGAAGACAAGCAUAAAUUGAAAUCAGAGAAUUCAAGUGCAGAAAAUUCAAUUGAUUCUAGUGUACCUGAAAAUAUUGAUGAAAAUCAAGAAAAAAAUUUUGUUUCUCCAUUUACCAGAGAUCGUAAUAAGGCAAUUAAAAUAAAGGGUAGAAAACUUAUGAGUAAGCCUGAACGCUCACUUAAAGGAAAAAGAUUACGUGGUUCAGAUGAAGAGAAAGAAGGAUAUUCCCUUAGCAAAAAGGAAGAUGUAACCUCGUUAGGUAUUCCAAGUGAUCAUAUACAUGUAGACCAAGAAAUAGUGCAUCCCCAGGGAGCCGAAGAAAAUCCGUUGCAAGUUAAUGGUAUUAUAGAAAAACAAAAGAAAGAAGAAGAAGGAGAAGAAGAAAGAGCAGAAAGCGAAGGAGUAGAAGAAAGAGCAGAAGGCGAAGAAGUAGAAGAAGAUAAAGAUGAAGAAAAAAAAAAAGGACUAAGAGGAGAACAACAAAAAGAAAAGAUUAGAUCAGGAUUAGAGAAAGAAACGGUAAAGAGAGAACAAGAAGAAAAGGAUAGGCUUCAAAGGGAGCUAGAAAAAGAGGGAUUAGAUAAAGAGAAAAAAUCUCACCUUGAAGAAGAAGGAGUACCAACACAUAAAAAUGUGGAUGAAUCGUUAAUAGUAAAUCCCCCUUUAUUUGAACCAUUUAAUGGGGCUGAAGAGGACCAUGAAGUAAUUGAAAGCGACGAAGAACAAGAAGAGAGAAGCCAGAAAGAACAUUUUGAAUCAGAAGAUAAGGGGAUAGAAGAAGGAGAAGAGGAAGAAGGUGAAGAACUUGAAGAACAUGAUGAAAUUGAAGAAGGGGAAAACGUAUCAAAAGACGCAUCAGAAAAUAAUAUCUCAGAAAAAGAAAGUUCACAUGAAAAUGUAGAAGUAAAACACGACAAAAAGGAAGAAGAAAAACAUAAAAAAAAACAAUUUUUUAAAAAUGAUGAUGAAGAACACAUGGACAAUUUAUCUGAUCAUGAACAUGUAAAUGUCGAUAAUAUUGUAAAGGAUCCCGAAAGAGGGGUGAAAAAUUUUAUUAACUUACUUGAUGGUGAUCUUGCCGUUAUAAAUAUAAUUAAAGGUCAAGCAGGAAAUAUAUCUAAAACGGUUUUACAUUUCUAA
This is a messenger RNA of Plasmodium malariae, 1272 nucleotides long. RefSeq lists its product as uncharacterized. NCBI's taxonomy places the organism in Eukaryota, Apicomplexa, Aconoidasida, Haemosporida, Plasmodiidae. The record is from RefSeq and is a predicted model, not a curated record. The transcript has a single exon. The coding region runs from base 1 to 1272 and encodes 423 amino acids.